UGGAUAUGUGUCAUGCAGUACUUAUUCAAAACAUAUUUAGGAUUAGAAGUAGAACCUGAGUCGAAUUAUUCUCAUUCGUUUGCAACCCAUUUGUAGGAGCGGUCAGUACUCCGCACCAUCAAAUUGCUAUUUCAGCUUUGUACGUUAACAAGCAUUUGUAAAUAUACCUCCUGAUUUUUUUGCAAUUCACAAGCAUAGCCCCGAGCUUCCAAAUAAAUAUCUAGAAACUGAAAUAAUGGACGGGGAAAAGAAUGUCGUCAUAUUUGGCGAAUCUGGAAGUGGUAAAAGUUCCAUUGUGAACCUCCUCCUUGGAAAACCAGUGGCCCAAGUUUCUGAUCGAGCUGUUGGAUGUACGUUUGAAUUCAGCAAGUACACUGCACCAAAUUAUAAUCUGUUCGAUACUGUUGGUCUUUCGGAAGGAAGUGAAGGAACAGUGAGCCAAAAAUUUGCGGUAAAUCAACUAAUCAAUCUCUUAAAGUCUUUGGAGAAUGGGGUUUCCCUUUUGGUCUUUGUGAUGGAAAAGGGAAGGAUUAAAAAGAGCCUAGAUGAGAAUUAUAAGCUAUUCGUGGAGGCAAUUUGCAUGGGGAAAGUGCCCGUCGUUCUUGUAAUAACUCAUUGCGAGAUGGAACCAGUUCUUGGAAAGUGGUGGGAAGAUAACAGACAAUACUUUGAUAAGUAUAGAAUGACUUUCACCUCUGUUGUUUGCGGAUGUUCCAUGAAUCCAGAGAUGGCACCGGCAUUAAUGCAGCCCAUGGUAAAAUCACUAAAUGAUACUACAGUGGCACAACUUAGCAAAGCCAUAAGUUCCAGCAUGCUUGUUCCCGGAUGGAAAGUGAAGGGGGGUUGGAAAACCUUGCUGCAAACCAUCCUGAGGAGAAUUGUAAAAAUUAUUUGCAUAUUUCUUCAGUUACCAGACGUAAAUUUAUUUGCUGGUAGUGAGCUAAGUUUUGAGGAUAGGCUUUUCGUCUACUUCAAGGGACAGGGGUAUGAUGAGCUUCUCUCCAAACAGAUGGCGAAAGAUAUUGCAAAUGUAGUGUGAUAUUAAAAAGUUUUGAGCACUUCAUGUCACUGGCUUACUCUUUGAUUGAAAAUUGGAGUCAUGGGUAUCCUCUGGGGAAUAAGGCACUAUUUACGUACAUAUAACUUGAUUAUUUAACUUUAUUAUGUAACUCUAUACAAUGAACAUUAAUAUUUAUUAACGUAUCUAUUCUACAUUACAUAAAUUUCUGUAUAGAUAAAGAUUUUUUUCCUAAGUAGUUUAAAUGAUAUAGAGGGUAUUCAUGGGUCUAUGUCUUCGGGUCCUUGGUAUUCGUCGUAUAACUUACGACGGUUACUAGAUUUUGUAGGCGUCGUAAGAUUUUUGUCAUCGAAAAUCACGUUACUAACAAGGGACACUAUGUAGGUAGGUAAAUAUAUGGGCAAAACUCCAAAAUUUCUGAAGAAAAAUAUCGAAAAAAAAUCCGCUUUAUAAUAUCUAGUUUACUUUAUUCAUUUCUAAAUAAUUAAUAAGUAUAAUUUGAUUCAAUUACUCUAAAAUAUUAUGGUAAAAUGCAAUAA
This is a messenger RNA of Folsomia candida, 1557 nucleotides long. RefSeq lists its product as uncharacterized. Bases 236 to 1039 code for a protein of 267 amino acids. Gene Ontology annotation, molecular function: GTP binding. The transcript has 4 exons. The record is from RefSeq and is a predicted model, not a curated record. Lineage: Eukaryota; Metazoa; Arthropoda; Collembola; Entomobryomorpha; Isotomidae.